Molecule: messenger RNA, 10466 nt
Organism: Apodemus sylvaticus (European woodmouse)
Lineage: Eukaryota; Metazoa; Chordata; Mammalia; Rodentia; Muridae
Gene: Prr14l
Product: proline rich 14 like
Exons: 11
Coding region: 357-6284 (1975 amino acids)
Source: RefSeq, a predicted model, not a curated record
GGGAGGGCACUGUAGAAGCGGUGGAGGCUGGAGCGCCCUCGGGCCUCGGCUCCAGAAGAUCUGGUAGAGUUGGCGGCGGCGGGGACAGCGGGAACGGAGGCAGCCGAGGCCAAAGUGGCGGGAUGAGCACGGGCCGCGGAGGAGGCCACAGGAAGAGGCCUCUUCUCCAAAUUCCCUCAUGGAAGAAUUGGCUACAGUGUGUGAAUGUCCCUUAUGGAGGGACUGGCUGCAGAAUUUGAAUCUUUGGAAAAGAAAGCCCUUUUCUCAAGGUGAAAGGAGUGCUGUGAACUUCUCAGGGCCUGAUCAUUCUUGGUAAACCAUUGAUGCAGAAGACUCCAUAAUCUCCAUCUGCCCUAAUGCUGUCAUCUGGAGUAGACACUCAGCCAGUUCCGCUUGCUUCCUCCAUGUCUGCUGUGGUACAGGGGCUGUACUCUGAACUUUCAGUGAGUGUCUCCAAAGAGCUUCACGCUGAGCAGGAGCCAAGUAAGAUUCCAGAUGUAAAGCCUGGAACCUCAAGCUCUCCUGUGAGUCAUGGCAGGGCCUCCCCCCUGGGGUGGCAGAGGACUCAUGCAGAAAGUUGUCCUGAAGAAAGCUCUGAGACCUUGGAUUAUGGGGGCAAGAAUGGGUGGUGUGGACUAGUGGACCCUACAAGAGAUCCUGUGGCUUAUGAGAUCGUGGAUAGGGAAGACGGACCCGAGAGCAUGGAGCCACAGGUCUUCAGAGAUCAAGGAGACCAGGAGCAAGUUUUCAGAGGCCCAUGUGAGGGAGCACAGGAAGACCCGUGCCAGCAGUCCACAGCUACUAAAGAAAAGAUGGGCCCCCGUCAGGAUAUCCUCCUGAGACAAUCCAGCAAAGGACCUAUGUGUGCAGACCUCCCUGGAGAUCCACGAACGAACAGAGGAAAUGUACAUAAUACAACUGGAGCUCUGCCAGAACCCACAGAAGAGAGACAAGGGAACUGUGCUGUUUCCAGAAUGAGCAAGCGGAAGGAAGAGUCUUGUGACUCACACCCUGUCUGUAAAGAAGAUGACAAUCACCCGCAGAGUUCCAGCCACUGCCAGGAAAAGCACAGCUCUGCACAUGACAGUUCUCUCACUACAGGAAGCGGAGAUACUAUAAAACCCUCAGAAGAAAAUUCUAAAAUGUUAUUUCUCACACCAUAUUUGUCUGGUCCAAAAUCGUUAGAAAACUGUGGUUUUGAAAGCAGUCGAUUGAUAAAGGCUUCUGCUGAAAAAAUGCACAAGGUUGAUCAAAGCAAGGACUUCACUUGUGGAGAAGAAAUGACUAUGGAAUCCAGUAACCAUAGCAGCUGUCACACUCAAGCUAGUUGUCCCUGUACAGACAGAUGUGGUUCUAUGCUUAACUCUUUUACUGAAGCCACAGAAAUUAUGUUUAAAAAAAAUGAUGUGAAAAUUACUUUAGACCUUCAUGGUGAUUUGAUAAACUCUGAGGACCAUAGAAAAACUGUUGUUGCUAUGACCCAUCCUGAGAAACACUUUGAGGAAAGCAGCUUUUCCUUAUUUAAGGUGCAUAUUGAAGAUCCUGAACAAACUACUGUAAAGUCCAGUGCAUUAAAUGGGAAGAUUUCCAGUAAAGAUGCUAAGUCUGUAGUCUGCAUCCAGAGAAAUCUGGGUGACUCUCUGCUAAAUAAGGCAUUAUGCAGCAAUUUUCUGUCUGAAAGAAAGCCCCUUCAGAGUUUGAUGCCAGAAGAUCCAGUAAGUUCUGAACAUAAUGAAAUAUCAAAACCCAAGAAAGGUACUGCAAAAUUAUCAUCUCCAGAAAAACCUGUUCAGACCUCAUGUGACAGCGUCUCACAUUUCAGUGACCCCAACAUCACCAGUGAGAUGUGUGUAUGCUCCCCUGACCGAGCACACAAAAUAGAGCAUGAAUGUGUUCCACAUCUACAAGUGUCCCUUAGUUCUCAAGACCAUGUGACAACUGACUCUCUACCCUGUAGAAACAGAGAAAUGCCUUCAGCAACAUGCAGAGAUAUUCAAGAGAGCCAUCAUUGUCUGGAGAAUGGAGUAAAUGUUACCCCUGAUACUCAAACCAUUCCUGCUGAGUCAAAAACAGAAGCCAUGUCCCCACAAGGUGACAAAGCCUGUGGUGCCUCUUCAUUCGUACAAACCUUCAACAUCAAAACAAGCUCAGAAGGGCAAAAGGAAGUCACUGGUGUACAUUCCACGUUAUCCUCAAGUGUGAGGGGAGCAGCUGGCUCUUCCUUUGUCACUGAAUGUCAAAGUGUCCCAUCUCAGGAUAUCUUCAGCUGUCACUGCAUAACACAAGAUGCAUCUGAAAAGAGCAUGUGUUCUGCUUUCGAUGCCUGUGAACCUAGAAGAGAUAUUCUGAAAGUCCACAACUGUAAAGUAGAAUGUGGAAAUGCAGCUCAGUAUGGCAAUCACUGCUUCCAAAGACCGGAAGGUUUUGUAGAAAAUAGCACCCUCUUGGAGAGUGAACCUGCUGGGAGAGAGGUGCAGAGCAGCGUCCUGGGAGGCACGGGCAGAAGUGCAAUGGCAGCAGCUGUGUCACAUAGUGGUUUUCUGAACGCAGCUACUCAUGCGGAAACCAGUGACGAAGGACUAGUUAGAAAGAAACCAGAUCAACACAGAGACACUGAAACUUAUAAACACAGCAUCUCUGCUUAUGACACACAAGAACUAAAGCAGUCUGCACACAUUCCAAGUCCUGAAACCUUAGUGGACCAGUCUCUGAGUGUUCCUUCAUCUCAUUUUAAGACCAUGUACCAAGCAGCUGAAAGUCUUCACCAGAAAGCAGAUGAAGUCUCUGACUGCCAGAGUAACCAAAAUAGUCUAGACAGAUGCAGAUGUGAAGGUGAGCCAGCCAGGGAAGACGGCAGUGGUGACUACCGAGAGACCUUCCCUGAGCUAAGCCACAAGCCAAAGGAUCUGAUAGUCAGUUCAGGCAGUAAAGUCCCUCAGUCUUGUAGUAGUUUAAAGAUAAAAGAUCCCAAAAGAGCCUUUGAAAAUGUUCCUGGUUCUGAAGAGUUCACACACAGUAUGCUAGAUGCUAUAUGUCCAGACUGCACAGAUGAACCUACAGAGGGAGUGCUGGAUACAGAAUCACACAGUCUAUCUGGUCAUGGUACAAGUCAAGAUACACUGGCAUGCCACGAGGCUUUAAGAAAUAGCUCGUCUCUUCGAGAACUGAAUGUUGUAUUUAAAGGUACACCUGCUUGGCACUCAGAACUCCCAACUGCUGUAGCUUCAGUAGACUCUCCUGAAAUACAAAAAUCACGUGAAGAAAAAGUAUGCAGAUCUCUAAAAGACUAUGAAAUGGAAGAAUGUCCAGACUCUGCCGUUGAUCAUGAAGUAAAAUCUGUUGUAGAUCAUGAACCAAAAAUACGAGCCCUGGAUAGAGGAAGUGUAUCUUUAAAUUAUAUUCAUUGUGAGCAUCAGCGUCAAGGAGGAUCUGUGAUAGAAGAACAGAGACUUGAAGCAAAUUCUGAGUUUGGCAAGAAAAGAACCUUUGGAUUAUCCUUAAAAGACGCAGUGUCUCCUGGGUGCCAAGACUCUACCAGGGUGGUGCAUUCUUGUCUGUCUUCUCAGGAACAUUCACCAGCUGAUGCUCAUGAUGAAAGGCCUAACAGGAAACAUCACUUCAAACCCAAAGAUGGUGAAAUGCUUUGUGAAAAUGUCAAGGAUUGCACAGUUCUGUCUGACAUGAAAGAAGGAAUACCAAUGGAUUUAAGUAACCCUAGUGAAGAAGAUAGCACAUGCAUCAGUGUGGACAAAAAUGUUUGCAAAACUUGUCGCUCUCGUAAGAAUUCUAUUGAUAAACAUUUGUCUAUGACAAUGGAAAUAGCAAUUAAAAUGAAUAAAGAAGAAACUAAAGAACAUCAGAAGGAACUACUGGGUCACAUACCUGUUGGGGAAGCAUCUGAAGAGACCAUCACCAGAGAAGGUCAUGAUGGUAAUUCUCAGACCCACUUGAAAUGCCAGAGAUUGCAAAAUGUUACUGAAGUCCCACAAAACCAGGGAACUGUGGACUGUGCCUUGCCCAAAGACGAGCGCACACUUCAAAAGGGCACAUAUGCACUGUUGGAACAACAUACAUCAUCAAAGAUGUUUUCAGAUGAGAUGCAAAACAAGAAGCAACCAGUGGCUGACCAAGAUGAGUCCAUCAUGAUGGGAGCAGUCACCCUAAGAAAGCCAUCCAAGGACAAAAAAAACAGACAGCUCCAGAGGUUGAAAUCCCCCAAAGAAGAAAGUUUAUGUCAUUCAUUAAAGAAAGACAUUGAGUUAUGCACAGGUACUUGCCUUCCUGGUGCCUCCUGGAAAGAACAUGACCCCAGCUUUGCUGGAGGUGACCGAAUACACGGUGCCUUCGUGACUCUGUCAUAUCAGCAAAGAUUGCUUCCUGUAAAGAAGCAGCCUCAUCGAACCUGUAAGAGAAUUUCCUGUCAGGAGCCAGUCACUGUGCGGAGAAAAAUAAAUAAAGUGAGAAAUUCUGAUUGUGAAAAGAUUUUCUCCAACCCAAUCCCCACAAAAGCACACAGACUUCUCAGCCCAUGUACUGUGCCUGCCAAGCCAUUGGAACCCGAAACUGUAGCUAGUAGCGAGAGCUUGUGUAGCCACAUACCAAAGCCGAAGGCUACUCUGUGCCAUUCCUUGAGGAGCCUGAGUUGUAGGAAGCCUACCAAAGAAUCAGCCUUACUCAACAAGCUGUCUGUCCUUGCCUCCAAACUGACUCUAGCAACAAAGCCCCAGAAACUCAGAUAUCGGCGAUAUUCCUCUUCCCUUGUUCCAUUGGCUAAAAACUACAAGCGCCUCAGAUAUAAAAAGCUCCUAGAUGGAUUUUCACACAAUGCAAUGCAGCUGGACCCAUAUUUGGCAGCUACUGGAUGGAAUAGGGGGUCUAACAGUAGGCCCUUGGCACUUUAUUCUCUUGAAGCUGUUAAGAUGAGCUUCAUAGAUUUGAGCAACAAGAUGCCGUCACUGCUGUUUGGUAUUGAAAACGUUCCAUUUUCCUUUCAUGUGAAAUCAGCAUCCGGUUGCAUGGCUGAGUCCUCCAGGACUUUUCCUGAGCACUGUGCUCCAUCAAGGCUUGCCUUAACAGAGGCCUCCCCGUGCGCAGCUCCAUCUCCCAAGUGGACCUUCUCUUUUUUCUUGUCCCAUGGUUGCCCUGGGAUGGACACAUUCAGGGAAGACACUGGCCUCAGUAGUCAGACACACACUCAGGCUCCUCUCGGAGAUUACGGAGGCACUGCCAUAGUUGAGACCAGAGCAGACUGCUCUGACCUUGGCCUUCACACACUUCUAGCACUUUGUUCACCCGGAUGUUACCGAAUCUGGACAAAAAGACGGAACUUCAACAGUUCUAUGCCUAUCAUGCAGAGGCUCUUCUUGACCCAGUUUACACAGGGCCUAAAAGGGUUAAGGGCUCCAGCCUCUAUAGCAGAUAAGGUCUUCUGUUCUCUGCCCUACUCGGUGGGCCGAGUGUUGUCCAUUUGGAGCCAGCACGGGCCCUCUUGGACCUUCAGAUUGCCAGCUCUUGGUUCCACUCACAGCAAGCAGCAGGGGAGCCUGAGCACCCCCAGCAGCCACACCACCAUACCAAAUGUGCCUCUUCCAGGCAUGGAAGCUGUCCACGGCACCAACAGUUGUUACCUGAGGCUAGAGCGUGUGUUUCCUGCCUUGGUGCCAAAGUCUUGCUUGGUGACAGAACCCGCUGUCAGCACGCUCCUGCUCUCGGCCUCUGAGCUCCCAGUUCCUGGGUUUGAUGAGUUGGAUGUUGUGUCAGCAACUUGCCCCCGACCACAGAGCAGCCCUGCACAGCAGAACGAGGCUGAGCCAGAGAAGAGACCAAAGAAAGUCUCACAGAUCCGAAUCCGGAAAACCAUUCCUAAACCAGAUCCCAACCUUACCCCCAUGGGCCUGCCUCGGCCCAAAAGAUUAAAGAAGAAGGAGUUUAGUUUAGAGGAAAUCUAUACAAACAAGAAUUACAAGUCUCCUCCUGCAAGCAGGUGUUUAGAGACCAUCUUUGAGGAACCCAAAGAACGGAAUGGCACCUUGAUCUCUGUCAGCCAGCAGAAACGGAAGCGAGUUCUGGAAUUCCAAGACUUUACGGUCCCUCGAAAGAGACGAGCUCGAGGUAAGGUGAAGCUGGCCGGCAGCUUCACCAGGGCCCAGAAGGCGGCUCUGCAGACUCAAGAGCUGGAUGCUCUUCUGAUUCAGAAGCUGAUGGAACUGGAGACUUUCUUUGCCAAGGAGGAGGAGCAGGAGCAUCAGCCAGCUGCUGAGAACAGUUCGGGGUCUCCAUUUUGAACUUUUGUAGACCUCCCUGGAAGAGGUUCCCUGAUUUUAGCCCUGUGCCCAAACCACUCACGAUGCCCAGCCCGUGAAUUUUUACUUAUUUCAAGGUGCAGCCUUUUUAGAAGCUGGUGAAGAGGGCCCUCUAAUUCUACUGCUGAGUAUAGAGCCUCAGGAAUGCUCCCUUCUCCUGGGAAUGGUCCUGAAUGACCUCAGGCCACCUCCUUCCCAGUUCCCAACAGGUGGAAAAGCCACACUCUUAAGCAACACUAGGAAUCUAAGGACUUGGUGUCUGUGCGUUCACAUGAAAGUUCCUCUCUGUUUAUGGUGCUGCUCGUCCAAGAUGACUUAGAUACCUGGCCUGGGGGGAAGGGGACCUGGCUGCCCUGCCGGGGGAGGGAGGACCUGGCUGCCUGGCCUGUGUGUUCUCACCAGCUUGUUAUGGUGAUUGAGAAAGAUGAACUGGUGUGUUUUCUGACUUUGAUUCUUGUCUGCCCAGGACCUUUAUUCUGAGAGAAUGUGUGUUUGUGUGUGUUUGUGGCUUUUCCCCCAUCUUUUCUCCCAUCUGUGACUGUGGGUCACUAGUGCCAGAGGAGCCCAUCCCGGCCCCAAUGUAAGUUGCACUUUUUAAUGUUAUAGUGUUGAUUAUUUUCAUCUUUUCUUUUUUGUUUUUUUAUUAUUGCUGCAUGUUUGGGAUCUCUAAAUGUGAUUUUUAAACCAUUUUGUAAGACAUUAAGGAGAAAGACAAUAUAUGUCUUAGGACAAUAUGUGACAGGCAUUGGUCAGCACAUGGAGGGGCAGUGUUUCCAGUCGUGUGUUUCAGGCAGGCCCUCCCUCCCCACCUUUUUGUGUAGCUCACUAGAGAAAGCACUUUUCUCCCUCUCCUCAGUCCCACCCACUGAAUACAUAUAUUUGUUUAGUGACAUACAUAAAAGCAGACUUCUUUUAUAACCACUUGAAAACUGUUGAGGUGGAGUGUGGUUUUCUCUGAACUGCUGGGAUAUGGUGGAGUUAGGAGCAGUGGUGUGAGAGGCUGGCCAAGAGCAUUUUCAGCUGCUUAAGUGCCUGGCUCUGUAACAGGCCGGAGCCAGCACUCCAAGAGUGCCUCAGUACUCUGGUCCUUUGUCAAACCUGUUGGAAGCGUUUGCAUGCUAGAAGUAGCAGUUUCUAGGUUUGUGCCCAGAGGAGUCUGCAGGUGGUAGGCUGCCGUUGUCUGAGCAGCAGGCCCUCAGAGCUCACCGUGCUCCCUCCUCCUACUGUGUCCUCACCGUGCUCCCUGUCCUUGUGUUUUCUCGUCCCAGUAUCUCUCCCAUUCAUUCUUCAUACCUGCUGCUCAGAGUUCGGAGAGCCCGCUGAUGGGUAAGAUGCUCAAGCCGGCCGCUGAACAAUGGUCAUUUCUUCCCAUUCUCCUAGCUUGGUCCAGGGACAUUUCCCUGUCCGUCUGUAGACAAGAGUCAGCAGUGCUGACCUGGAAUGUUGGCCAGUGCUCUUCGGACUCUUUCAUUCCCUAUUUGUCAAUGGCUAGGGAGAGGGGGGGUGCCAUUUUGGGGUCUUUAUGUGCCUUUCCUUUGCAGGUUGGUGGUCUGGGCCACCCUGAAACAGUAAACUGGACAUGAGCAGGGGAAAAUGUAUCAAGUCUUUCAUCUCCUCAGCUGUUUAAAUAAGUUAAUACACACCUGCUUGUCUGUGGAGACUUGAAGGCCAUGGCUCCAUUACAGAAGAGAGCAGGCUAGUUUGCAUGCUGGACCUCAGCAGUGUGUGCAGAUCCCGGUUUACACAUGUUGACCAGACCUACAAAUGUGACCUGUGUUCCCUUGUUGGGGUGGGAUUUUUAGUUACUCAGUGCUUCUGAGCUCUGUUGUUACUGCAGGGAAUGGAAUGAGUUAAUGACUAGUGUGGCCUGGAAAAGGCUGGAAACACUAGUCUGGACUGUCAGCAUUGUAGAGCACAGGACUAGAGAGACCUAACUCUAUCCCUGUCCCGGGAAUGGGAGGAGGAAAACGGUCAGCUUGGCCUGCCCUCCAGCAAAGGCCCAUCUGCUUCAGAACUAGGAGACUCGGCCUCACCUGUCUUACCAUUAUGUCUCACAGCAGUCAGCCAGCCUCAGGGACACCUUAGUGUUCUUGGAACCUGUGGUCUCUGACCUUGGCUGGAGGUAGUGGCUGUUGGCUUGUCACCUGCCAAAACUAUAGAUUGGUUCUGUAAUGGGAAUUGGUAGAAUUUCUUGGACUUCCCACCCAAGUAAUGAGAAGCUGCCCUUAAGCACAACUUACUUAACUAUAGCUCACCUUCAGAAGGUCAGUGUUUUAAUGAUUACGGAGAAAGAAGAGUAAUCUCAGGUCCAGCCAGAUUUCAGUUGUUUCCUUGGCCACCUUUCAGUCUCACUGGAGCAGCCUCCUUCCUCACUAGUGCCUGUCUUCUCUCCCUCCCCGCUGUCCCGCCCUGUCCCGCCCCGCCUCAUCUCUCCAUCCGUCUAGAUGUACCUCAUCACCUGUUAAAGCAGAUUGUGUCUGUCUUCCUGCUGCCCUUAUUGUGAGAGCUGACUGAGAGGGAGGUGCAGUGGGAAGAGAUGUAGCUUUUGCCUUACUUGAGCCUGAAGAGCUCAGAAACUCAUGCUGUGAAUCCUAAACUUUGUGCUCCUCCAAGAGCUGUGAAAAUCAUGACUUUUUUUUUCCCACAAUUUUGCCUGAAAGGGUCUUUUGCGAGGGCUCCAGAGCCAACCUAAGGUCAAUUCUAGAUCCCACCCUCUGGGCAUCCUUCCCCUGGGUGUCUCCUCUGCCCACCAUGCUAAGAGCAGUAGCAAGCCUGCAAGGCUGUGGCAGCAGGUCCGGGCUGCAGUGCAGCCAAGUGGACACAGCCCUCCAUCUCCCCAGGCAGGGCUCGUCUCUUCUGUGCCGUGUGCAUUAAGAUCUGUGCAAGACCAACUUUUAGGUCAUGGUACUUUCCUCCUGGUACCUGGGGGGAGGAAAGUAUGCAGUUGGUGCUUUCUUUAAUAUCCUUUGUUUCUAUAGCUUUUCCCCUGGUAUCAUGAAAAGGGCCUUUUUAAUGACCACGUUGUGGGUGGCUGUAUCCAAAGCAUAACUAAUUGGCCAGAGAUAUGGAAUGUCCUCACCAGAAUUCCUGUCAGGAGAGGGCUGCUUUCCUGGACUGAACUUCUAUAUAGAACUGGCUAGGAAGGCAAGUUAAAUUUUGUUCAAAUCACAAUUAAUUAAUAUUCCAACUUACCCGCACUUUGACCAGCAAAAGCUAUCUUGGUUGUGAAGCUUAGGGUCCUCAUUUAGCUGCCUUCCAGCCCAGCAUGCCAGGAUCGAAGGCUUGUUUGUCUUUAUAAGACUGUCUGGUGUUGGCUGGAUUUUAAUUCUCAACAAGAGGCCCCUUGAGUUAGGAUCUGGGCCAGUAAGUUGCUGUCCCAAGUGUUCCUGUAUUAUCAUGGCUAAUAGUUGAGUGAACUGUGUCCAUCUCUGGUAAUGCUAGUAUACAUGAUACCCUGCAGUUCCUUUUCUGUUUGAUAGUUUGUGACUCUAAAUGCCCACUGUUACAUUAAUUAAUUUAUGGAAAUAAAUUUUUCUUGAAAACUGUUCAGAUAAUUGUCAAGGCUAUUUUGUUCUUUAAAGUUUUGUAGUAGAUUUGAAUUUUACCAGAAAUAUUCCAUGCAGAUUAGACAUGUUCCCUCCUUAGUAGAUGUGCUUGCUGCUCCUGUGACAGGGCCUCCCUCACAGUCCUGCAUGGUCACCUCCAUCUCGCCAUCCAGAGCUUUGCAUUCCCAGACCAUUGGUCUUGAACGUGGUCCCCUCCCAUUCCAUGUCUACUGCCCGCACACCCCAAGGCGUUUUGUUAUGGCUUUACCUCCCUGUCUGUGCUAACAACUGUAACAAAAGUUCUUCGGGAUCAGGACAUUUCAUUUUCUUAGCUCUAGUCCCUCCUGGUCUCUUUAGUUCCUAGAACAAUGUUUGAUAUUUACAGCUGUUUACCGCCUAAACAUCAUUUUGGUCAGUGGACUGCAUAUUACCAUAAGAUGGUAAUGGAGCUGAAAAAUUCCUGUGGCCUAGCGAGGUCACAGCUGUGAUGAUGUGUUCUACUCAGGUCUUGGUGUUGGUGCAAACAAGCCAGUGCAUUGCCAGUCUUGUAAAAAUGUAGCACAAUUGUGUACAGUGCAUACUUGAUAGUGCUAAUAAAUGACUUACUGAUCUAUGUAAA